Molecule: messenger RNA, 3596 nt
Organism: Moneuplotes crassus
Lineage: Eukaryota; Ciliophora; Spirotrichea; Euplotida; Euplotidae
Source: the annotation of a GenBank genome assembly
AUAAAACUUAAGAAAAUGUCAGAUUAUGAAUCAGACUUUGACGAUUUUGAAGAUUUCGGAUCUCCUCCAGUUGACGAGAAGGUGUUUGCUCAACCAGCAGCAGUUCCAAAGAAGGCUAAAGAGAUCACCAUUGGAGAUAAUCCAUCCAGAAACGUACCUGAUCUUCUACCUGAACUCCGCAACCUUUCUGAUGAAGAAAAGUUGAAUAGGAUUAUUGACAAAUAUUCAAAGAAGGGUUUCCAUAACCUGUCUCUUCGUGAGCUAAUCCACAUCUAUAAGACCAAUGAAUUCGAGCAGAAAUGCUUGGCUAGAAGCGGCAAGGAAUGGCCUCCCAAGUACAACUCCAUGAUUUUUGAGAGGCUUCGCAAGUGCCAUUUCAAUAUAAAUUUGUUGAUAAGAAUCAAAAAGAAUCUAGUUGACCUCACUCAAGAGGAGAAGUUCUUCAAUCUUAUUAUCAGUGGAGAUCUUCCAAGAGUUAAAAUUUUCAUGGAUGGAGACGAAGGAGGGGCUGGUGCUAUAUUUCCAAACAUCAUAGAUGAAUAUGGUAAAACAGGACUUCAUUAUGCCGCACAGAUGGGUUAUGAGGAUAUUUCAGAGUACUUACUUCACUCAGGGUUUCAAAUAGAUGCGAUAGACAAUCUAGAGAGAACACCUCUACAUUAUGCAGCGAUUCAAGGAGACUGUGUAAAAUUACUACUCAACAGCAAAAGUAAUUAUCUUCUCAGAGACAAUCUGAAUCGAGUCCCAUGCCACUUAGCUGCAAUCCAUGAUAACUGUAAGGCCAUGAAAGACUUCAUUGAUUAUGAAGAAAAACUCGGUGAUAAAAGAAGGAUCAGAAAAGACAAGAAAAUAGUAAAUCAAAAGGACUCUUUUGGUAGGACAAUUCUGCACUAUGCUGCUUAUACAAGCGAGAGAGCUUUCUCUUGUGUCCAAGAGCUACAUCCAACAAUUGAUAAUUUUGACAUGGAGGAUGAUGAAGGUCAUUCACCUAUAUUCUAUGCUUUCAAGCGAGAUAGAUACUACGAGAAGACUUUAAAGAAUGUAUAUCCUCUCUUAGACAUCCCAUCUGUUGAAGAACGGUAUCCGCAUUUGAAAGAUAUGAAAGAUGAACUUAGUCUAUCGCCAAAGGAAGAACUCACACUCAAAAGUCUCAGUCAUAAACAAAUCAAUGCAAAUAUUAGUGACAAAGCUGAUCAGAAAUGGAAGACAGCUUAUCUUAAAGAACGGUUAGCCAAUGAUGUAGAAUCGGAGGACGAAACCAUAGCUUCAAAAAGACGGCUCCCUGAUCAGCUCAGAUCUACGCUUAAGUCGAACUAUGAGUUUGAUGAGGAAGAAGAUGCUGAAAUGAGAUCAACCGUCCUCACAGAAGAGACUGCAAAGACUUAUUAUGCUGAGGAGAUCGAGAACCUCAAAAUUCUAGUCCACGUCCUUAAUGAGAAGCUUGAAAGCAACUCCAGAGAUUACUCUGAGCAAGUCGAGGAGGUCCUUAGAGCUAGAGAAGGGCUUCAGCGUAUGAAAGCUCUUCAGGAUGAAAAUAAAGAGAUAAUUGAAGACAACACAAUUUUACAGAACAAAAUAGAUGAUCUAAUUCGUAGCAUUGACAUUGCUUAUGACAAGAUUGAUGAUCUCACUGAAGAGCUCAAUAAUAGAGAUAUAGACAUGGACAACCUCAAGGACCAACUUCCUAAUAUCCAGAAACUUGAGAAAUACAAGGAAAGAGUUAAAGAGCUUGAGGAGGAAAUUGAUCGACUUAAAGCUCAAAUGAUCCAGCAAAAGCAGCAAGCUGGCCGAAUGUAUAAAGAACUCCUAGAUAAGUUGGAAAAGCAGAAAGAAGAAUCAGGAAAAUUCUCUGUAGAUUAUUAUGUUCUUGGCCGGUUUUUCAGGCAACUUACCACUGAGUCAUUGUCUCAUUUCAGAGUUAGGCUUAAAAAUCAAGAUAAGAAGGAGUUAGGCACUCUUAAAUAUGCAAAGGUCAAGAAGGUACUGGAAGAUCUUAAAAUUGCACCCCAAGAUAUCCCAAACCUACUCCGUCUGGCUGGGUUCUACGAAGAAGACCCUAGUGAUCUAAUCUAUAUCGAGGAAUUUGUACUUCGCAUUAAGAGAAGAAGAGAUAAGAUAUACCUUCUCGACCAGGAACUAUUCACCAAGAUCCUAAUGCAAAUCAAAGAGAGAGGUUACACAAUAGACCAAGCUUUCAAAAAGUUAGACACUAGUAAUGACGGAAACCUGGAAUUCCUUGAGCUUCUCUCAGGUUUUCAAAAACUCAAAAUAAAAGUCUCCAAGAAUGAAUGAAAGGCGAUAUUCUCUAUCCUUGAUGAAGACAAUAAUGGGUAUAUUUCCCUUGAAGAAUUUAAAGCAAAACUGGUAAACCUCGAGGCUGAGAUGGCCAGGCUGCAAAAGGAAAAAGACCUUGAAGAGGAACGUAGAAAAGCCGAAGAGCUCAAGAAGAAGCAGCAGGAAGAAGAAGACGAAAACAGAAAGCUGCAAGAUGAGAUCGACCGCAAGCGCAGAGAGGAAGAAGAACGCAAGCGUAGAGAAGAAGCAGAGCGGAAGGAACGGAACUAUCAAACCAUUAGGAAGGAAGUGGACAACCAACUCCUCUCGCUCGUUGAUAAGCACCUCAUGGUAUACAGAGAGGAGCAGAGGAAAUAUAAUUCCAAGAAGAAAAGAAAGGAGAAAGCUUUUAAAGAGACUAAUAAAGUCAACGGCGAGCUCACUAUUAGAGUCAAUAAUGGCUAUGACAUGCACGAUUUCCGAAAAGAGGGCUACGAGCAUUAUUUCGUAACUAUCCAACUAGAUGGAACUAAUGAUAAUGAGGAAUUUGUAUCAACAGCCCUGGACUUUUGGACAGACCAGAAUUUUGAGUAUGAGAUGAGAAUCCCAAUGCUUAAUACCAAGCUACGUAAACUAGGCUAUGAGUUCUUUCUUAAAGUAUUAACUAGCAAAACUAAAAAGUUUGAUGACGCCCGCUUACUGGGUCAAUUCAAAGUAGCAUGGAACAGAUGUUACCAGUUCCCUAACCUCUUCUCAGUCUUUGAUCAAUUUGAUCUGACAGACCCAGAAGAAAUCGUGGAUAUGAAGCCAAUUCAGGGAAAAGUAGCCGUGCAAGCUAAGUUCACUCCUAUUGAUGUCGUCAAGAAACUGAAAGAUGUAGAUCUUGACAAGAUCGACAAUGCUGAAGAGGAAGAAGAGAAGUCAGAGGAACCACCUGAAGAACUUGGAACUCUUAGAAUACAAGUGCUAAGUUCCAGAGCUUUUGAGAAAGAUAAAAAGCACAAGUUAAGAUUCUACAUUGAUGGGCAGGAUACUAUUGAGACUACUGGAGUCCAAGAGAACACUAAGAACCCUAAAUGGCUAGAAAAGUACUCCUUCACGAUCUAUAAGCCAAGAGGAGAUGACGAAUUCUCUGAACUGAUCAUUGAUGAUAUGGAUGCUGAUGAGGAAGACAAAAUUCUCCACACCACUAAUGUUGAUGUAGGCGUCCUCGCUAGGAAGGGCACAGGGAAGUUAGAGAAAUGGUGAUCCUUCUUUAACAAGCCAAAGAAGCAGCUUAAGGUCAAGAUGGUAUUUCUGUUAAAAAAGAAGUAAAGUUUCAA